This is a messenger RNA of Corvus hawaiiensis (hawaiian crow), 2552 nucleotides long. RefSeq names its product solute carrier family 39 member 11 (gene SLC39A11). Gene Ontology annotation, biological process: zinc ion transmembrane transport. Lineage: Eukaryota; Metazoa; Chordata; Aves; Passeriformes; Corvidae. Gene Ontology annotation, cellular component: membrane. Gene Ontology annotation, molecular function: zinc ion transmembrane transporter activity. The record is from RefSeq and is a predicted model, not a curated record.
GCCAUCCCCAGACACGUGUGCGGCACCCGGAAGCGGCGCCGGGACCGGCCCGGGUUCGGGGCUGCAGGCCAGCAUGAUCCUGGGAUCUGGGCCGGUGGUGCAGGCGCUGCUGGGGACGUUCCUCACCUGGGGGCUGACGGCAGCGGGCUCGGCGCUGGUGUUUGUGUUCUCCAGUGGGCAGAGGCGGAUCCUCGAUGGGAGCUUGGGCUUCGCCGCAGGGGUCAUGCUGGCUGCAUCCUACUGGUCCCUGCUGGCCCCAGCCAUCGAGAUGGCCGAGGAAUCCGGCACCUUUGGAGCCUUCUCCUUCUUCCCAGUGGCCGCAGGCUUCGCUCUGGGAGCAGCGUUCGUGUACGGGGCCGACCUGCUCAUCCCAGUGCUGGGGUUCACUGGCCCUUCCCACGCCGCCCUGGCCCUGAGCUGUGACCAGCGAGCCGUGAAGGAAAAGCAGGAGCAGGCGCCUGGCUGGGACGUCGGGAGCGAGCUGUCCAUCCGGAUAGACAAGGCUGAGAACGGGGAGCCCUACCAGAGGAGGAGGGGAGCGGGGCCCCCCCUGCCCGAGGGCCCCCCGGCAUUCCCGGCGCCCCGGGACGGAGCCCCCGCGGCCGGGAGCAGCAGCUGGAGGAGGAUUAUGCUGAUGAUCCUGGCUAUAACCAUCCACAACAUCCCAGAGGGCCUGGCAGUGGGAGUUGGAUUCGGGGCCAUUGGAAAAUCCGCGUCCGCCACAUUCCAAAGUGCCAGGAACUUAGCCAUUGGGAUUGGGAUCCAGAACUUCCCGGAGGGCCUGGCUGUCAGCCUGCCCCUGCGUGGGGCUGGAUUUUCCACAUGGAAAGCCUUCUGGUACGGGCAGCUGAGCGGGAUGGUGGAACCCCUGGCCGGCAUCUUCGGCGCCUUCGCCGUGGUGCUGGCGGAGCCGCUCCUGCCCUACGCGCUGGGAUUCGCCGCCGGAGCCAUGGUCAACGUGGUGAUGGACGACAUCAUUCCCGAGGCACAGACCAGCGGCAACGGGAAGUUGGCAUCCUGGACCUCCAUCCUGGGAUUUGUGGUGAUGAUGUCCCUGGAUGUGGGGCUGGGAUAAGGGCACUGCUGCACUCCCAGGAGAAGACUUCAGAGCCCCGUGUGCUCCCGCGGGACUGGGAGCCGGACACGCGUUAUCCCGGGACUGGAUCUGUACAUAGAUGUUUUGGGAUCUGGUUUGGUGUUGAUUCCCUCUAAUUUUAUAUCUCCCCCUCCCCUCCGAGUUCCUGGCGAUGGUUUCCAAGCACAAAGAUGGGUGGAUCCUUCCAGAUCCUGCCUUGGUUUUUCCUCUUGGAAGGGGCGCUGGAUGACGCUGGGCUGGUUUCCCCAAGGAAAGGGCCCUCGGGAUUUGGAUCCUCUCCGUUCUGUCGGAGGUCAGGAAUUCCCUGUCCCGUGUGGAGGCUGGUCUGGGGUUAAUCCUGAGGCAUUGCAAUGGAGUACACUCCUUACGGAGUCUGGAAUUCCACCCUUUUUUUGGGAAGGCAGGUGGAAAGCAUUAAGACUGAUAAACUGGGGGCUCAGAGGUCUCCCAGAGCCUGCUGCUCCUCGGGAAUGCUGCAGGGAAUCGGUUCGGAUGGAUGCAGACAGUCCAGGCAAAUAAAGAUGAAUUUUCUUGGGAUCUCUGCAAGAGGGAAAUGUCAUUUUUUUUCCUAAACGUCUCUCAGAGGGGGCACUGUUUCCCAUGUGCUGUGUCCAAUGUUCCGGGGUUUUCUAUGGGAAAAGCACCAGGAAAGGAGGAUUUGAGUGCUUCCUGUGGCAGGCAAGGUGUGGGCUCCACACUGUCCCUGCCUGGUGCUGUCCAGCGGGACGCGAUUCCAUGUGCAGCUGCUCGGCCUUCCCAAGGGAUUGCUGGAUUUCAGCUGCUGCUCCCAGUGAUCCGUAACUCCUGGAAGAGCCAAGCCAGGCUCCUGGUCACCCUUCACCUGCAGGAGGAGCAGGAGCCGAGCCAGCACCGGAGCAUUCCGGGAGCCCUCGUUGGGAUGAAUGAAUGAAUCCCUCAGGAUGAGUUCAUUAUCCCACCUGGAGAGCCACAAACGUGCACGGAGGUUUCCUGCCUCUUCUCCUGAUGCUUUCCAAGCAUUUCCUGUGGAACAGCUCUUCCUGAGCACUGAGGAUUGAUCCCUUCCAGGCUCAGGAGUGAACCCGGCCCAUCCCUGUUCCCGGGGCGCGCUCCAGAGAGGAGGGAAUGGCCAAGGCUGGAAGGAUGCUGCAAAUCCCAGUCCCUCCCACUCCAAUCUCCAGCACAAAGGGCUUCCCUAACCCCUCCAGCGGGAAUAACUGGAUCACCUGGCUGCCUCCUGCCGCUCAGUCCCUCUGGAAGUGGGGCUGGGACGUCCCGGGUCCCCCUCUGGUCCUGCUGGAGCCAAAGGGAACGGGUUGGAAUAAACUAAACCGCAGCUGUCCCUUUUGGUUCUAUCCUUGUUUUUUUGGUUGGGUUUCCUCUGUGUGUCCCUCUGGAUGAUCCAAAGCUCCUGUUUGCCGAUGGAUUUGACCUUUUAACUGUGACUGCUUUCAAUAAAUGGGAAAUGGAGUUUGCA